Rattus norvegicus (Norway rat) is the source of this 3576-nucleotide messenger RNA. RefSeq names its product prostaglandin reductase 2 (gene Ptgr2). Gene Ontology annotation, molecular function: 15-oxoprostaglandin 13-reductase [NAD(P)+] activity; oxidoreductase activity, acting on the CH-CH group of donors, NAD or NADP as acceptor. Lineage: Eukaryota; Metazoa; Chordata; Mammalia; Rodentia; Muridae. The record is from RefSeq and is a predicted model, not a curated record. Gene Ontology annotation, cellular component: cytoplasm. Gene Ontology annotation, biological process: prostaglandin metabolic process.
CAGGAGAUUCUAUGUAGGUUCGAGGCCAGCCUAAUCUAUAUAGCUGCAGAACAGCCAAGGCUAUGUAGUGACAGCCUUUUUGAAAAAAACAAGCGAACAAACAGCAAAGACAAAAACAAACAAACAAAAAAACUGUGGAAAAAUGCGGUUAAUGAAGUUCUUCCAAAAGCUUUAAGGUAGUAAAAAUAAUAUGAAAAAUUCUCAAAUGGGGCUGUGAGAUAGCUCAGGGAGUAAAGGCACUUGGGGCAGUGAGAUAGCUCUGUGAGUAAAGGCACUUGUGCCAGCCCUGAUGCCUAGAACCCACAUGUAGGAGAGACCCAGCUGCUGUGAGUUACCCUCUGACGAGUACCCACACUCGUACUGUGACAGUGUCAUAUAAGCCUGGGUUAGUUCUAUAAUUUGGCAGUCAUGCUAAGCUAUGAACAUUUGUGUACAAAGUUUAUAUGCACUGCUUUCAUUUCUCUUGAUACAUACCUAGAGAUAAAAAUGUUUCUUUAUAUGGUAAAUAGUCUUGUGACCCCACAAGGCUGCUGCACUUGUCCCUUGGAAAUGCAAGUCCCAGAGACCAAAGCCCUGUAGCUCUGAGAUCUAAGGACAGAAGAAAGGUGUCCACUCGAGAGGAGGACAGAGUCAUCUGUGUCCCAGGUGUUUUUUUCAUCCAGCCCCUGACCACUUGACUAGACGGUGCCUUAUGGGCAGAUCUUACCCACUGAGCCUACCACUUUAUAUGCAGAUUUCUCAGGAAACACCCUCUUCACAGACAUACUUAGAAACAACACUUAUGCAUCAAGUAAACACUUCUCUAAUCUUGUCAGAUAAACAUAUAAAAUUAAGUAUUUUUCUCUCCACCCAUGUCCCCCAUCAUCCUGGGGAGUUUGAUGUUGGGCAAGAGUUCUACCAUUGAACUACAACCCCACUAACCCCCACAGCGGAAUCGCCACAGGUUCAACUCGAGUCUUUUAGCAGCGCUGUAAGAUGAACGAAGAGACUGGUGCUGACUAUUUGGCCCCGUGGCAGCUGGCACAGGUGGCUGACGGUGGAGGACUUGGAGUUAUAGAAGAGAGCAAGCACCAGAAGUUGGCCAAAGGCGAUUUUGUGACUUCUUUUUACUGGCCCUGGCAAACUAAGGCAAUUCUAGACGGGAAUGGCCUUGAGAAGGUAGACCCACAACUUGUGGAUGGACACCUUUCGUAUUUCCUUGGAGCUAUAGGUAUGCCCGGCUUGACUUCCUUGAUUGGGGUACAGGAAAAAGGUCAUGUAUCUGCUGGAUCUAAUCAGACCAUGGUUGUCAGCGGGGCGGCAGGCGCCUGUGGAUCUUUGGCUGGGCAGAUUGGCCACCUGCUUGGUUGUUCCAGAGUGGUGGGAAUUUGUGGAACGCAUGAGAAAUGUCUCUUUUUGACCUCAGAGCUGGGGUUUGAUGCUGCAGUCAAUUACAAAACAGGGAAUGUUGCAGAACAGCUUCGAGAAGCGUGCCCGGACGGAGUGGAUGUUUACUUUGACAAUGUUGGAGGUGACAUCAGCAAUGCGGUGAUAAGUCAGAUGAAUCAGAACAGCCACAUCAUUCUGUGUGGUCAGAUUUCUCAGUACAAUAAAGACGUGCCCUAUCCUCCUCCGCUGCCCCCUGCUGUAGAAGCAAUCCAGAAGGAAAGAAACAUCACAAGAGAGAGAUUUAUGGUAUUAAAUUAUAAAGAUAGAUUUGAGCCUGGAAUUCUACAGCUGAGUCAGUGGUUUAAAGAAGGAAAGCUAAAGAUCAAGGAGACUGUGGCAAACGGCUUGGAAAACAUGGGAGUUGCAUUCCAAUCCAUGAUGACAGGAGGCAACAUAGGGAAGCAGAUCGUCCGCAUUUCAGAAGAUUCUUCUCCGUAGUCUUGGUGUGUCUCCAUCCAGGAGACCCUCUAUUCUCCACUUCCCACAAAGAUUGUUAAGACAUGUUUAAAAAUAAUCUUAUAGUACAGUUAGUUCUCAUUCCUGUGUGAUAUUUUCUUUGUUGUAUAACCACUUUAUCUUCAAUAUCACAUUCAUUAUACAUUUAAUAUGUGAUUGUUAACCAUAAUCAGGGGUUCUGUGGGUCAUGACCCCUCUGGAGGGGUCACAUAUCAGAUCUCCUGCACAACAGAUAUUUACGUUAAUAUUCAUAACAGCAAAAUUACAGUUAUAAGGAAGCAACCAAAUAAUUUUAUGAUUGUGGGUCACCACAACAGGAGAAAUUGUAUUAGAGGGUUGCAGUAUUAGAAAUAUUGAUGCCACAAUAGAUUGAAAUUAUCUCCUCAGGUCUCCCACUGCCGAGACUGCUAGGAUGCCAGACUGGUGUCACUUGUCACUUGGAUAACUUUGCUUGUAAAAACUAAUAUUACAUAUAUUUGUAUCAAGUAAUUAAAAGUCCCUGGGUGAUUUUUAAACCCCAGGUUUUCUAACCCAACUGUUAAUGGAAUAUAUAUUUUUAAAUUACUUUUAGAAGUGAGUAAAAUUCUACUCUAAUUCUAAGGUGAGAAGUGGUUAACAUUUGUUGAACUGGGAACAUUUUUUAACAUUUUUUACCAUUCUUCAGACACACCGGAAGAGGGCAUCAGACCCCAUUACAGAUGGUUGUGAGCCACCACGUGGUUGCUGGGAAUUGAACUCAGGACCUCUGGAAGAGCAGUCAGUGCUCCUAACUACUGAGCCAUCUCCAGCCCCCAUUUUUACCAUUCUUAAACUGAGGGUAUUAGAAUUGAGAUAGCCUUUCCCUAUUUUUAAUGAGACUUUAGAACUCUCUAUUUUACACACCCGAAUGUCUGUGCACCACGUGCAUGCCUGGUGCCUGCAUGGGGCUCUAGUGCCUGCAGUGGGGCUUUGGGUCCCCCGGAGCUGGAGAGUUGAGCCACUCUGUGGGUGCAGGGCUCUAGAACGCAGGGCCUCAGGUAGAGCAGCCUGCCCAAAGAGAGGCUUCAAUGGCCUAAGUGUAUGGGUUUCGGGCAGCACUGGGGUAUUUACAGAUUGUGGGACAGUUGGUGGAGGGCAGACGUUUUGGAUUAGGACUGGUAUGAGAAGAUAAGUGAGUUGAUGGGAGGCUCCAGGAGCCAGGUUUACAUUGAGAAGUUGAUCUAUGCGUGUUCUGCCAAACAAUUGACUGUAGCAAGCCUAACAGCUUACUACAUCUCAUAAAAGCUUGUGUGUAUUUUAGGAAAAACAGUUUUUAGACAGAAUCUGUUAGGUUGGUUUCUAUGUGAUCCACGCUGGCCUGGAACUCAGUUAUCCACCUGCCUGCCUGCCUCCAGAGUGCCAAUGUUAAAGGCCUGUAUUACCAUGCUGGUACCUCGGAGAGCUAAUAGACAUAACCUUCACUAAGGAAUCAAUCACUGGUUAAAGUGAGUUGAGGAUAGGUCAGGGCACACUGACCUCUAGGAGCCUUGAGGCUAAUCCCUAACUGCACCUCCCCCCAACAAGCACCAAGUAAACAAGCUUCAGAAAAUGGUAGGACUAAGUAAAUUAACUAAUGGUCAUAGACGUGACUAUUCCAGAUAUAUUGAUGUAUCGCAUUCGUUUUAUUAAUUGUAACUCAACCUUUAGAAAAAUAAAACUGGAGCUGUUUUCUGA